UGACGUCAUCCACUGACCCUCUUCACCCCCCGGCCGAGGGGCGGUGGCCGCGCAGGCUCCGCGGGACGGACUCACGGACAGACAGGGGACGGAGGGACGGGCGUACGGCCAGGCCAUGCCGGGGGAAGCUGCCCGCUCCGAGCUGCUGCUGCCGGAGGCGGGCGGAACAGGGCCCCGCACAGAUCUGUCCUGCGAUGCGGCUGCGCCUACCACCCCGAGGGGGGACCAGCUGGAGCACUGUGUCCUGACGCCUGAGCCCAGUGCCCUGGCUCUCACGUUCCUGCCCAGCAAGCCGGGUGCCCGGCCCCCGCCUGACGGAGCCAGCUGGGAUGCAGGGCCGGGACGCGCCCCCUCGGCCUGGGCAGUCCAGGCAGAGGGCGGCCCCAGCCCAGGGUCCCCCGAGGUUCGGCCUGCUGAAGGUCCUCUCCCAGCCUCCCUGGAGCCCCGGAUUGUGAUGGGCGAGGAGACGUGCCGGGCAUCCCCACUGCCCAGGGCAACCCUGCCAGAGCUCAGGGACUGGGAGGGUGGGCACGCCAGCCUGAACCCACCCCCCGAGUUGUGUUCUCAGGGUGACCCUCCUGUGCCUUUCCCUGCCCCCGACUCUGAUUCCUACUUCACCCCUCCCUCCACCCCGACCGAGACAGCCUCCACCCUGCUCCCUGGCCCCGGGCCCCACAGGGAUGCCCAGGAUGCCCAGGCUGAGCUGGGGAACUCGCCGCCAGCCUCGCCCUCAGGCUCCUACAUCACGGCAGACGGGGACAGCUGGGCCUCGUCCCCAUCCUGCUCCGUGAGCCUGCAGGCCCCGGCUGAUGGGCUGGAUGUGCCCUCAGGCUGGGGCUUCUCCCCACCUGGGUCUGUGGCUGAUGAGAGGGAGCUGCCCCUUGCCGGGACCCCAGACACCUCGUCCCCAGAGUCCAGCCUCUCAGCAGACAGCAGCUCUUCCUGGGGCCAGGAGGGCCAUUUCUUCGAGCUGGACUUCCUGGCCAACGACCCGAUGAUCCCUGCUUCCCUCCUGCCCUUCCAGGGCAGCCUCAUCUUCCAGGUGGAGGCUGUCGAGGUGACGCCGCUGCCCGCCGAGGAAGAGGAGGAGGAACAGGCGGAGGAGGGCGAGCAGGAGGCCCCCAGCCCCAGAGAGGACCUGGCCGGGCAGGGCGAGGACGACAGCACGUUCGCCUCCUCGCUGCAGUCGCUGUCCGACCUGUCCAUCGCUGAGGGCAUGGACGAGGCCUUCGCCUUCCGAGAUGACACCUCGGCCGCCUCCUCUGACCCCGACUCCGCCUCCUACGCGGGGGGUGAUGAUGAGAGACUGUACAGCGGGGAGCCCCACGCACAGCCCACCACCCUGCUCCAGGACAGCCCUGGUGAGGCCGCCUCCUGGGGCCCUGAGCCCACUCUUGGGGUGUCCGAGGGAGAGGUUGGCCGGGCUGCCAAGAGCCAGGAACCCAUCUCCGAUAUAACCGGGGUGGGCCCCGCUCCAGGCCAGGUGUCCGCUGCUGCUAUGGCCCCUCACGUCCCACAGAAAGCCCCAGGCCUCACUGGGGUGACCCCUCAGGCCUGGGCAGCAGAGGCAGGCUCCACCAUGGGACCAGCACCUGUUGCCACAAUCACACCUCAGUCCCUGCAGGAGGGAGACGGCGCUGCCUUAGGCUUAGAGCCCCAGACUUCGAAGGAAGAGGCGGGCCUCGACUCUCUGCAGAACCUGAAGGAAGAAAUAGGCCAGGAGUUUGCCGCUGCAGGCAGCCCUGAGCCCCAGGCAGGAGAAGUGGAACCGGCAGCAUCCCCGCCCCUGCAGGAUGCAGGCUUCCCCACUGGCCAGGGAUUUGAGCACCAGGCCAGCCCUGAGCCCCAGCCAGAAGAAGUGGACCUGACGGCAUCCUUGCCCCUGCAGGAUGCAGGCCUCCCCUAUGGCCAGGGAUCUGAGCCCCAGGCCAGCCCUGAGCCCGAGCCAGAAGAAGUGGACCUGACCGCAUCUUUGCCCCUGCAGGAUGCAGGCCUCCCCUGUGGCCAGGGAUCUGCCCCCGAGGACAGCCCUGAGCCCCAGCCAGAAGAAGUGGACCUGAUGGCAUCCCUGCCCCUGCAGGAUGCAGGCCUUCCGUCUGGCCAGGGAUCUGUCCCCCAGGACAGCCCUGAGCCCCAGCCGGAAGAAGUGGACCUGACAGCAUCCCUGCCCCUGCAGGAUGCAGGCCUUCCCUCUGACCAGGGAUCUGCCCCCGAGGCCAGCCCUGAGCCCCAGCCGGAAGAAGUGGACCUGACGGCAUCCCUGCCCCUGCAGGAUGCAGGCCUCCUCUCUGGCCAAGGAUCUGCCUCUGAGACCAGCCCUGAGCCCCAGCCGGAAGUGGACCUGACGGCAUCCUUGCCCCUACAGCAUACAGGCCUUCCCUCUGACCAGGGAUCUGCCCCCAAGGCCAGCCAUGAGCCCCAGCCAGAAGAAGUGGACCUGACCGCAUCUUUGCCCCUGCAGGAUGCAGGCCUCCCCUGUGGCCAGGGAUCUGCCCCCGAGGACAGCCCUGAGCCCCAGCCGGAAGAAGUGGACCUGAUGGCAUCCCUGCCCCUGCAGGAUGCAGGCCUUCCCUCUGACCAGGGACCUGUCCCCCAGGACAGCCCUGAGCCCCAGCCGGAAGAAGUGGACCUGACAGCAUCCCUGCCCCUGCAGGAUGCAGGCCUUCCCUCUGACCAGGGAUCUGCCCCCGAGGCCAGCCCUGAGCCCCAGCCGGAAGAAGUGGACCUGACGGCAUCCCUGCCCCUGCGGGAUGCAGACCUCCCCUCUGACCAGGGAUCUGCCCCCGAGGCCAGCCCUGAGCCCCAGCCGGAAGAAGUGGACCUGACGGCAUCCCGGCCCCUGCAGGAUGCAGGCCUUCCCUCUGACCAGGCAUCUGCCCCCAAGGCCAGCCCUGAGCCCCAGCUGGAGGAAGUGGACCUGACGGCAUCCCUGCCCCUGCAGGAUGCAGGCCUCCUCUCUGGCCAAGGAUCUGCCUCUGAGACCAGCCCUGAGCCCCAGCCGGAAGUGGACCUGACGGCAUCCUUGCCCCUGCAGGAUGCAGGCCUCCCCUCUGGCCAAGGAUCUGCCCCCGAGGCCAGCCCUGAGCCCCAGCCGGAAGAAGUGGACCUGACGGCAUCUUUGCCCCUGCAGGAUGCAGGCCUCCCCUCUGGCCAAGGAUCUGCCCCCGAGGCCAGCCCUGAGCCCCAGCCAGAAGAAGUGGACCUGACGGCAUCCUUGCCCCUACAGCAUACAGGCCUUCCCUCUGACCAGGGAUCUGCCCCCAAGGCCAGCCCUGAGCCGCAGCUGGAAGAAGUGGACCUGAUGGCAUCCCUGCCCCUGCAGGAUGCAGGCCUCCCCUCUGGCCAAGGAUCUGCCUCUGAGACCAGCCCUGAGCCCCAGCCGGAAGUGGACCUGACUGCAUCUUUGCCCCUGCAGGAUGCAGGCCUCCCCUCUGGCCAAGGAUCUGCCCCCGAGGCUAGCCCUGAGCCCCAGCCAGAAGAAGUGGACCUGACGGCAUCCUUGCCCCUACAGCAUACAGGCCUUCCCUCUGACCGGGGAUCUGCCCCCGAGGCCAGCCCUGAGCCCCAGCCGGAAGAAGUGGACCUGACGGCAUCCUUGCCCCUACAGCAGACAGGCCUUCCCUCUGACCGGGGAUCUGCCCCCGAGGCCAGCCCUGAGCCCCAGCCGGAAGAAGUAGACCUGACGGCAUCCUUGCCCCUGCAGGAUGCAGGUCUUCUCUCUGACCAGGGACCUGCCCCCGAGGCCAGCCCUGAGCCCCAGCAGGAAGAAGUAGACCUGACGGCAUCCUUGCCCCUGCAGGAUGCAGGUCUUCCCUCUGACCAGGGAUCUGCCCCCGAGGCCAGCCCUGAGCCCCAGCCCGAAGAAGUGGACCUGACAGCAUCCCUGCCCCUGCAGGAUGCUGGCCUCCUCUCGGUCCAGGGAUCUGCCUUUGAGGCCAGCCCUGAGCGCCAGCCGGAAGAAGUGGACCUGACAGCAUCCCUGCCCCUGCAGGAUGCUGGCCUCCUCUCGGUCCAGGGAUCUGCCUCCGAGGCCAGCCCUGAGCCCCAGCCAGAAGAAGUGGAACCAGCAGCAUCCUUGCCCCUGCAGGAUGCAGGCUUCCCCUUGGUCCAGGGAUCUGCCUUUGAGGCCAGCCCUGAGCCCCAGCCAGAAGAAGUGGACCUGAUCGCAUCCCAGCCCCUGCAGGAUGAAGGCCUACCCUCUGGCCAAGGAUCUGCCUCUGAAGCCAGCCCUGAGCCCCAGUUGGAAGAAGUGGACCUGACAGCAUCCCUGCCCCUGCAGGAUGCUGGCCUCCUCUCGGUCCAGGGAUCUGCCUCCGAGGCCAGCCCUGAGCCCCAGCCAGAAGAAGUGGACCUGACAGCAUCCCUGCCCCUGCAGGAUGCAGACCUCCCUUUGGUCCAGAGAUCUUCCUCCAAGGCCAGCCCUGAGCCCCAGUCGGAUGAAGUGGACCUGACCGCAUCCCCGCCCCUGCAGGAUGCAGGCCUCCCCUCUAGCCAAGGAUCUGCCACCAAGGCCAGCCCUCAGGCCUUGCAGGCUGACAAAGGCUACACCCUAGGGACAGAGCCCAUGACCACCACAGCCCAACAGAAAGGAGGCAAGACUUUGGAACUGAGGCCAGCGCCUGAGAAAAGGGACCCAGACCACACUGGAGGCUCAGACUCUCUGGCCUUGGAUCAGAUCCAUCUGGGUGGCCUGGAACCAGCUGCAGAUGCUCGGAUACCCUUGGACGGAGAUGCAGGCCCUUCUAAAUCUGCCACAGAGACCCCAGACACACCUGAGCCUGCCACGGAGGCCCCAGGCACACCUGAGCCUGCCACGGAGGCCCCAGGCACACCUGAGCCUGCCACGGAGGCCCCAAGUCCCCCAGAGCCUGACUCCAGUGGGGAGGAAGUAGCCAAGGACCUUUUGGCACCUGAGCGGGGAGCCUGUCCUGAUGCCCGUGUGCAUGGGGGUGAUGGAGCUGAGCCCAGCUCACCCCUAAAGGAGGCCCCAGGGGCUGAGAACCAGGGGCGUGGAGUUCUAAAGGCAGUCGUCUGCAGCCCAGGGGCAUGUCCUGCUGCCAGCCCGGAGGCUGGCCAGGUGGGGCCCCCAAGCCCAGUGGAGGAGGGAAGGGCCGCCCUGGGGCCCGGGCUUCCCGUGGCUGUGGCCUCAGAGGCUGGGCUGGGCUCCUGCCCAGAGUCUCUAUCAAGGGCUGUACCCAGGCUGGGAGGGAGCUGUCCCAAAGAUCCUGCCCUGGCAUUUCCACUGCCCUCAAGGCAGCCAGAGCCUGUGCGGGGCCUGCACAGCGGAGAGCAGGCCCGGGCAGCCCUGGGAGUCCUCGGCUCCUCCCCGCCGCAGCCUCCACGAAGCCCCCCAGGGGGCCUGCCCGGUGCACCCCAAGACAGCAUCCAGGGCGCCGAGUCCUCCGCUCCUGGUGUCCUCGUGCAGACAGUCCCCCACCGCGCGGCACCCCCUGGCCCCUGCCCUUGCCAGGUCCCCGGGGAAGACUUGGGGGAGGGCGCGGAGCCCCUGGGCUCUCUGGGGCUCCCACCACCGAGGGCAAGAGGCCAGCGGGCGGUGGCUGCCUUCUCAGGGACCAAGAAUCCCCCCGGGGCCGGGCAGGUCAGCCUCCCGCCCCACUCCCCCCUCCUCAGCCCCAAGGCGGCCCCCAAGGGGGCUACCCAUGCCAAAGACCUGGCCUCGAGGAUCUCGCCCCCCUGCCAAGUGCCUCCUGGCUCUGGGCUCCGGAGCCCAGCCGGACCUCGAGGGCUCCCAGCCGCCGAGCAGCAGGAUGACCAGGACAGUUUGGAAGAAGACUCACCGCAGGCUCCGGGCUCCGGCCAGCACUCAGACAGCCACGGGGAGUCGUCGGCGGAGCUGGAGGAGCAGGACCUCUCGGGACCGCGGACCGCGCAGUGCCCAGCCCAGGCCCCGGCAGGCGGCGGGAGCGAGGAGACCGUCACCAAAGUCAAGCAGAGCCGCAGUGAGAAGAAGGCCCGAAAGGCGAUGUCCAAGCUGGGCUUACGACAGAUCCAGGGGGUCACCAGGAUCACCAUCCAGAAGUCCAAGAACAUCCUCUUUGUCAUCGCCAAGCCUGACGUCUUUAAGAGCCCGGCCUCGGACACCUACGUGGUCUUCGGCGAGGCCAAGAUCGAGGACCUGUCCCAGCAGGUGCACAGAGCUGCGGCUGAGAAGUUCAAGGUACCCUCAGAGCCCUCCGCCCUGGUCCCCGAGUCAGCGCCAGGGCCGAGGGUGAGGCCAGAGUGCAAGGAGGAGGAAGAGGACGACGACGAGGAGGUGGACGAGACGGGGCUGGAGCUUCGGGAUAUUGAGCUGGUGAUGGCGCAGGCCAACGUGUCAAGGGCCAAGGCCGUGCGGGCCCUGAGGGACAACCAGAGCGAUAUCGUCAACGCCAUCAUGGAGCUGACAAUGUAGCUGCUGACCAGAGACCUGGCUCCACCCCUGCCCCCCAGCUCUGCUGCUCAAUAAACCAGUGUCCCCUCAUCGCCUCUCUGC
Molecule: messenger RNA, 6493 nt
Organism: Mesoplodon densirostris (Blainville's beaked whale)
Lineage: Eukaryota; Metazoa; Chordata; Mammalia; Artiodactyla; Ziphiidae
Gene: NACAD
Product: NAC alpha domain containing
Exons: 8
Coding region: 116-6412 (2098 amino acids)
Biological process (GO): protein targeting to membrane
Cellular component (GO): cytoplasm; nascent polypeptide-associated complex
Source: RefSeq, a predicted model, not a curated record